AUGUGAUGAGCGAAACUGAAAAGAAUGAUGGGAUGGAUAUAAUCCAACGGCGUGAAACGUGGUAGUCCUUGAAGCUUUCCAGGUUUCGUCAAAUACCAAAUCAUCUGCCCCAAAACCCACAACCCCAACUCCCCCCUUCUUUCUCUGUCACACUCUCACUCUGUUCCUGCAUGUUAAAUUUACGCUGCUUUUCGUUUCGUUUCGUUUCUGCGGACUCUGGGGCGCUGCUGAACGUCUCCAAGUGAAGAUUUUGGGCUCUCGUGGGGGUUUUCAUGCUCUCUGAUCAAAAGGAUUCUCUUCAAGGUUCUAGCUUUCCUUCUUAAAUUCACAUUUAUCAUCAAAUUUAUGUGCUUUCUCGUUUGCCCACUAAAGUUUAUUAGCAGGACAACAUUUUCUCUUGUUCUUUGUAAAUUACGAUUGAAUUGGUGAUUGAUUUCACAUAGAGGUUUUUUUUGGGUUCAAUCUAAGCAAGAGUAUAAAUAAAAGAAGCCCAUUUGAUAAAAUGGAGUUUGAGCCAUUGAGCUUGGGCAAUGAUGUUAUUGAAUUUGACAUGAUGGGUUUGGGUGAUAUUGACCACUCUGUUGACCAUGAUGAUCUCCUUCACGAUUCUCCUCCUACUGCUAUUCCUACUCCUAGUGUUUCUGAUGUUGUUGGUAGUGCUGCCAUUUUCGAACCUUACAUCCCUGAAGGAGACACUAACCUUGAACCUUAUGAGGGCAUGGAAUUCGAAUCGGAGGAGGCUUCCAAGGCCUUCUACAACUCCUAUGCUCGCCGCACUGGCUUCAGCACUCGUGUCAGUAUGUCUCGACGCUCCAGGCGUGAUGGUGCCAUCAUCCAGAGGUCUUUUGUUUGUGCUAGGGAGGGCUUUCGUGUCGAUAAGCAUGGCAAGCCUGGCUCUGACCGUGAAGGCAGGGUCAAGCGCCCCCGGCCUGAGACCCGAGUUGGUUGUAAGGCCAUGUUGGUAGUCAAGAUUCAAGACUCUGGGAAAUGGGUUGUCUCUGCUUUUGUCAAGGAACAUAACCAUGAGCUGGUUCCUCCUGAAAGGGUGCAUUGCCUCCGCUCUCAUCGUCAUGUCUCUGGUGCUGCAAAGUCCUUGAUCGAUACCUUGCAGGGUGCUGGCAUUGGCCCCAGAGGGAUUAUGUCUGCCCUCGUCAAAGAAUAUGGUGGAAUUAAGAACAUUGGCUUCACAGAGCGUGACUGCAGGAAUUACAUGAGGAGUAGUAGGCAAAGGACCCUUGGAGGCGACACUCAGCUGCUCUUGGACUACUUGAAGGACAAGCAAGCCAAGGACCCAGCAUUUUUCUUUGCUGUGCAGGGAGAUGAAGAUCAGUGCAUGAGCAAUGUCUUCUGGGCUGAUCCUAAGGCAAGGACUGACUAUACUUACUUCGGUGACACUGUUACAUUUGACACAACUUACAGGUCAAACCGAUACCGAUUGCCUUUUGCACCUUUCACAGGGGUUAACCAUCAUGGACAGCCUGUGUUGUUCGGAUGUGCCCUCCUGAUAAAUGAAUCUGAGGCAUCGUUUCUUUGGCUUUUCAAAACAUGGCUCACAGCAAUGUCUGGCCGGCCUCCACUCUCAAUUACGACUGAACAUGAUCGAGUGAUUAGCUUGGCCAUCACCCAGGUUUUUCCUGAUACCCGUCACCGCUUCUGCAAGUGGCACAUCUUUAAAGAAUGCCAAGAAAAGUUGUCCUAUGUGCAUUGUGAGCAUUCCAACUUUGAAGCAGAGCUUCAUAAAUUUGUCAACCUGACCGAAUCAGUUGAAGAGUUUGAGUCUUGUUGGUUGUCUUUAAUUGAUAAAUAUGAUCUCAGGGAACAUCAAUGGCUUCAAUUGAUAUAUGCUGAUAGGCGGCAGUGGGUCCCUGUAUACCUGAGGGACACCUUCUUUGCAGAAAUAUCUAUAACACAGCGCAGUGACAGCAUGAACUCUUAUUUUGAUGGAUAUGUCAAUGCAUCAACAACGCUACUGCUGUUUGUUAAGCAGUAUGAGAAAGCUCUUGAAAGCCGGUAUGAGAAAGAAGUGAAGGCAGAUUAUGAUACUAUAAACACUGCUCCUAUUCUUAAGACCCCUUCGCCCAUGGAGAAACAGGCAGCUGGGCUUUACACAAGGAAAAUGUUUAUGAAAUUUCAAGAAGAGUUGGUCGAGACAUUAACUUUCUUGGCAAUGAAAGUUGAGGAUGAGGAUGAGGAGGCAGGAUCCGUAUAUCAAGUGUCUAAAUUUGGGGAAAGCCAUAAAGCAUAUUUUGUUAGAUUUAAUGUUCAUGAGAUGAAAGCAUUUUGUAGUUGCCAGAUGUUUGAGUUCUCUGGCCUUCUUUGUGCACACAUCUUGACAGUUUUUAGGGUGACAAAUGUUCUUACUCUGCCACCUCAUUAUAUUUUGAAGCGUUGGACAAGGAACGCCAAGAGUGGUGUCAUAUUGGAGGAACGUGCCAGCGAUUUGUUGAAUAAGUCACAAGAAUCUCUCACAGUACGAUACAAUAAUCUGCGUCAUGAGGCACUUAAGUAUGUUGAUGAAGGGGUUAAAACUGUUGAAAUUUAUAACGUGUCUAUUGAUGCCCUUGAAGAGGCUGCAAACAGAGUUUCUCUUGCAAAGAAGAAUGAUGGGAGAUUGGCUAUAGUUAGUAGAACUGGAAGAGACGACAGAUUUCAUUUGGGGAGUCGAUCAAACACCAUUGGUGAUCAUAAAUGGGGUUUCGAAACUCUGUCUGCGGAUGAGCAGGACAAGAAAAUCCAGAAACUUGAGCGCCAACUUGAUCGUGCACAACGGAAAUGUGAAUUGUAUAGAGCUAGUUUGCUUUCGGUUUUGAAAGAUAUUGAGGAGCAAAAAUUACAGCUAUCUGUUAAAGUUGAAAACAUUAAAUUAGGAAUGAAAGAGAGUAGCAUUGUAUAGCGCUCUCUCUCUCUCUCUCUCUCUCUCUCUCUCUCUCUCUCUCGUUUUAUGUGAAAUGAUUAGGUUCAAUGUCACGUCGAUUGCAUUGUAGGGGCCGUUGUUCAAGACCAAAAUGAAAAGUUAAUU
Prunus avium (sweet cherry) is the source of this 3019-nucleotide messenger RNA. RefSeq names its product protein FAR1-RELATED SEQUENCE 5-like. Gene Ontology annotation, biological process: regulation of DNA-templated transcription. Gene Ontology annotation, molecular function: zinc ion binding. Lineage: Eukaryota; Viridiplantae; Streptophyta; Magnoliopsida; Rosales; Rosaceae. The record is from RefSeq and is a predicted model, not a curated record.